UGCCUACCAGAUAUGCAUCUGGUCUUGCGGAUUGAUAUAUAAAAUUGGUGCAGCUUUGAAUUAUUUUUUGGGUGUGGUAUGAUUGCUAGUUAGCCUAUUGCAGAACUGGACAAACGACCCACCUACCACUAUUGCCACUAGGAAUGGUAGGAAGAGAGCAGGAUAUACAGUUUAACUGGUUUACACUCCCAAAAGCUAAAACAAAAAGUUAGACAACCCCUCCCCUAUUGAGCAAAAGAGUCUCUAGGGAAAUCAACAUUUACAAAUUUACUGGAAACAGUGCUUAUGCCUGGAACCUUCGCCGCUCCUGCUAUAUAGGUUACGUUUUGCCUUCACCUUUCCUCACAAAUUAAACUUUUCUUCGGCUCGCUCUUUUUCGUUUGCCCGAGAAGCUUUGUGUGUUUUUUUAAACACUAAGCUAAAUAAGUAUCUAUAUUCGCUUGCCAUGGAUCAACCACCAUCGUAUCAACCAGAGUUUGUCCCAAUGAACGGAAAUAAGUACAUGCGUCUUGAAGACCCUCACGGAGCGCCCAAGUUCCAACAUACCGUCGUCUUGGGACAGCCCCAGCCCGUUGUACCUCAGCCCAGAGAUCACAUUAUCUGGUCACUUUGCAGCCUCGUGUACGGCAACCCAUUAUGUCUCGGAAUGUUAGCGGUGUAUUUCUCCAUAAAGUCCAGGGAUAGGAAGAUGGUUGGAGACUUGGAGGGAGCAAGAAAACACGGGAAGACUGCACGCUGCUUUAAUGUUGUGACCCUGACCCUGGUCAUCCUCGGGCUGCUCUUCUUCUUCAUCAUCUAUGGUUUCUUCAUCUACAAAAUCUCACACUUGUAGUGUAGUUCCAGUCUUUGCUUUUGUCAAAAGUGUCUUUCCAGAUGUUUACACACCUCUCUAGGAUUGUGUCCUGAUACAUUUCUCUUACACGCACACACACACACACACACACACACACACACACACACACACACACACACACACACACACCACAGAAUUUCCUUCAGCACUGUGUACCAGAUGUUAUUUGCACUUCUUUAGUUUAGUGUUUUAGAGAUGCAAGAUGAUUCUGUUGAAGUUACAUUCAAAUGUUAUUUUCAUCAGUAAAUAUACGUUUUGUAAAUGCAUU
Molecule: messenger RNA, 1121 nt
Organism: Oncorhynchus kisutch (coho salmon)
Lineage: Eukaryota; Metazoa; Chordata; Actinopteri; Salmoniformes; Salmonidae
Product: dispanin subfamily A member 2b-like
Exons: 2
Coding region: 446-832 (128 amino acids)
Cellular component (GO): plasma membrane
Source: RefSeq, a predicted model, not a curated record